Oreochromis aureus is the source of this 1926-nucleotide messenger RNA. RefSeq names its product tripartite motif-containing protein 16-like protein. Lineage: Eukaryota; Metazoa; Chordata; Actinopteri; Cichliformes; Cichlidae. The record is from RefSeq and is a predicted model, not a curated record. The annotation marks the transcript as partial. The transcript has a single exon. Gene Ontology annotation, molecular function: protein binding.
AACAUCUCACUGACAGUCACUGAAGUGGAUGUUUUACUGUCACCACCAGAGCCAAAGACCAGAGCUGAAUUCUUAAAAUAUUCAUGUGAAAUCACACUGGAUCCAAACACAGCACACAGACAUCUGUUAUUAUCUGAGGGGAACAGAAAAGUAACACUUAUGAAACAACUACAGUCUUAUUCUGAUCAUCCAGACAGAUUCACUGGAUGUCAUCAGGUCCUGAGUAGAGAGAGUCUGACUGGACGUUGUUACUGGGAGGUGGAGUGGAGAGGGAGAGGAGUUGAUGUAGCAGUCGCAUACAAGAAUAUUAGAAGAGCAGGGAGCUUAGAUGGAUUUGGUUUUGGAUUCAAUGACAAAUCUUGGUCAUUACGUUGUUACACAUACAGUUAUAUCUUUUGGUACAACAAGAAGCGAACUGACCUCUCAGGUCCUCGGUCCUCCAGAGUAGGAGUGUACCUGGAUCACAGAGCAGGUAUUCUGUCUUUCUACAGCGUCUCUGAAACCAUGACUCUCCUCCACAGAGUCCAGACCACAUUCACUCAGCCGCUCUAUGCUGGACUUCGGCUUUUUGAGAGUUUUUUUGGUGAAUCUAAUAGAGACACUGCAGAGUUAAUUGAGCUAAACUAGACAGACGUCUUUGCGGGUUGGUUAAAAUUUAUGUAAUAGUUUCCAGUUUCUUUGGUCUCCAUCUUUGGUGCUGACAGCUCAUUGUUGUCCUGUUUCUUCUCAGCACAGACAUCGCCUGUCAGUCACAUUUAUCAGUGAUACUCUGACAUCUCAUCAUUUGUUGUCUAGUUAAUGAUCGACUAUGUUAGGAUCGCGCUCCUUGUCGUGCUUGUUUUGCCAUGGAGGCUCUGACUACUCUCCACAUGAAAAUUUAAACUUCUGUAUGCUCGGAUUAUUUCAGGAACAUUUGUGUUGGUGUGACUGAUGUUUCUCCUCCACCAUAUCGGCCUCAAUAGAGAAACCAGUAAGCCUUCAUUUUCAAACAGAUUUUGUAAAGCGACACAUCUAUAAUUACAUUUACAUUUAUUUGUUUACGCUUUCAAAUUGAUGUAAACUGGUAAUUGUCAUCAUCAUGAAUCAGGACUGUCCACAGCUUAUAUUCUGAGACAAGCGCUGAAUAUGUUCAAAAAUUCACUGAAAAAUAACUUUAUAGACUUUUAAUGAUUUCAUGUUCAACAAUCUGAAGAUACAUGAAUACAAUUUCAGAAGUUCUUUACAUACUGUGUGUUUAACAUAUAAGAAAACAAAAGCAUUUUGGAGCAAAUAAGUUAUGUGACAAACAGCCAAGUUUGACAAGUGAAAUUCUAGUGUGUUAUUAGCCUCUUAUUUAAACACUAAUUAGUACAUAUUUGUCUAACAAGAGGUUUAGGAAAGAUUCAGACUUUUCUUUUUACAAUAUUCAACAGGAGAAAAAACUUGUACAAAAAUAAAGUCCAACCCCCCAAAACAACAAAAUAAUACAAUAAAAAUACAAAUGCAUUUGGUGUGAUCGUUUUAUUUUCAUUGGAUUAAACAGUAACAAAGAUUAAAAUUCAUCAUCUGAUCGAUUUUGUUGAAUGAUGUGGCUCCAAACUUCCUGUAGUCAGACUGCUAACAAAAACAGCUUGACACUUUAAUCAAAUAUUUGCAAAAGUGAAAGGCUUUUCAUACUGUAUAUUGAUUGAAAGCAGCAUGAUUGUAACUAACAAAAAAGCAUGUUUAUGGCAGUAGUUUCUUAUUUUGCAACAAAUAUGUUAAUACUUGGAACAAGAUACAGCACCUUUUCUUGUUUUUGUACUCCUGAGCUUCCUUUAGUCCUCACUGUGCUGUCCAUUCAAUUCAAUUCAGUUUCAUUUAUAUUGUGCCAAAUAGGAAAAGACAAAAAACAAAAAAAAACCCAGUCUCCUCAAGGUGCUUUUUAUAUUGUAAAGUAACAAAACU